AAUUGCCGAUUAAAAAUGGCAACUUUGGUUGCAAUGCCCAAGAUCCGGAUGAAGAUUAGAGCUUUCCCAGCAGAUGUUUUCCCUCCAUUUUUCCCUCAAUCCCACAACAAAUCCUCAGUCUUCCAUGGGAGGAGGAGGAGUUUCUCGGUCUCUGCUAAGUCGACCCAACACCCAGUACGCGUACGCUUCGCUCCUUCUCCCACCGGGAACCUCCACGUCGGUGGAGCUCGAACUGCGCUCUUUAAUUAUCUGUUUGCCAGGUCCAAUGGAGGGAAGUUUGUUUUGAGAAUUGAAGACACUGAUUUGGAGAGGUCUACUAAGGAAUCUGAGGAGGCUGUCUUACAUGAUCUCUCUUGGCUUGGCCUCAAUUGGGAUGAAGGACCUGGUGUGGAUGGAGAGUAUGGACCAUACCGACAAUCAGAAAGAAAUUUGUUGUACAAACAGUAUGCUGAGAAGCUUGUAGAAUCUGGUCAUGUCUAUCGCUGCUUUUGCUCUAGUGAGGAACUAGAGAAAAUGAAGGAGAUUGCAAAACUAAAACAACUGCCACCGGUAUACACAGGGAAGUGGGCCAAUGCAACAGACAAAGAAGUACAAGAAGAGCUGGAAAGAGGAACUCCAUACACAUAUCGUUUUCGUGUGCCAAAGGAAGGGAGUUUAAAAAUCAAUGACCUUAUUCGAGGCGAGGUCAGUUGGAACCUGAACACUCUUGGAGAUUUUGUAAUUAUGAGAAGCAAUGGUCAACCAGUGUACAAUUUUUGCGUCACAGUUGAUGAUGCGACUAUGGCCAUCUCACAUGUUAUUAGAGCAGAGGAGCAUUUACCAAAUACUCUAAGGCAAGCAUUAAUAUAUAAGGCUCUAGGAUUCCAAAUGCCAGACUUUGCACAUGUUUCCUUAAUUCUUGCCCCUGAUCGGAGUAAGCUGUCAAAGAGGCAUGGUGCAACUUCUGUAGGCCAGUACAGGGAGAUGGGCUAUCUACCCCAGGCAAUGGUGAACUACUUGGCACUGUUAGGUUGGGGUGAUGGCACUGAGAAUGAAUUCUUCACCCUUGAGAAGCUAGUUGAGAAAUUUACAAUUGGUCGCGUCAACAAAAGUGGUGCCAUUUUCGACUCGACCAAAUUAAGGUGGAUGAAUGGUCAACACUUAAGAGCACUUCCAUCUGAGGAGUUGACAAAGCUUAUUGGUGAGCAGUGGAAGAAUACUGGCCUCCUUACCGAUUCAGAGGGCUCAUUUGUUGAAGAGGCAGUAGAGCUGCUCAAAGAUGGGAUCGAUUUAACACCAGAUUCAGAUAAAGCCCUCUCCAACUUGUUAUCUUAUCCUUUACAUGACACCUUAUCCAGUGCUGAAGCCAAACCAGUCUUAGAAGACAAACUCUCUGAGUUUGCUGCCAGUUUUAUAGCUGCUUAUGACAGCGGUGAGCUCGCUGGUGCACUUGAAGAAGGCCAUGCUGGUUGGCAAAAGUGGGUUAAGAGCUUUGGCAAAUCACUGAAGCGCAAGGGAAAAUCACUGUUUAUGCCUCUCCGAGUGCUGUUAACAGGAAAGUUCCAUGGCCCAGAUAUGGGGACUAGCGUGCUUUUACUGCACAAAGCGGGAAAGUCUGGUAUUAUUGCACCUCAAGCCGGGUUUGUGACAAUAGAUGAAAGGUUCAAAAUAUUGAGGGAAGUUGACUGGGAAGCAUUCAUCAAGGAUCAGCCUCUCCUGGAGACUGCCACCAUUGUAUCAAACUGAGAGGACGCAGUUUUCACCGGCUUUUUUUUUACUUUGGCUUCAAAAGAGGUUUCGGUGACUCUGUUAGGAAAAGAUAGCGUCUUCCCAUAUCAGCACAAUUCGGGGAAGCUACAAAGCGCUUCACAGAUCCAAUGGAGCGAUGUCUCCUCGUGUAUGUGCUCGAUUUCCGUCAUGUUAUAUAUUUGUGAAACAGGUACUAUACCAAUAGCUGCAUAAAAGGAUCUGAACACAGAUAGAAAUUAUAGAAAGAACAAGCUUAAUCUACUGCUGGAUAACUUCAA
Pyrus x bretschneideri (Chinese white pear) is the source of this 2006-nucleotide messenger RNA. RefSeq names its product glutamate--tRNA ligase, chloroplastic/mitochondrial. Gene Ontology annotation, biological process: glutamyl-tRNA aminoacylation. Gene Ontology annotation, molecular function: zinc ion binding; tRNA binding; glutamate-tRNA ligase activity. The record is from RefSeq and is a predicted model, not a curated record. NCBI's taxonomy places the organism in Eukaryota, Viridiplantae, Streptophyta, Magnoliopsida, Rosales, Rosaceae. The transcript has 14 exons. Bases 16 to 1725 code for a protein of 569 amino acids.